AUGGGUGGAUUUUUCAGUAAUGUUAGACACUAUUUUCUUUCCAAACACAGUGAUGAAUCACCGGUUGACGAAGUGAAUCCUUAUAUCAAGUACCCCUUGGUUACUAAGGAACAAAUGAAACGAAUUAGUAACGAUAAGUUUAAGUUUGAAUUUGCGCAUGCUUCAUUUGGGUUUCAUAGCACGAAAUCGGAUCCAACUAUUCAUUCGUUGAGUGAUUUGACUGAUCCAGCACAGUUGAAUACGUUAUUACCUAGAAGAAGACCCGUGGGGUCCCCUGCUGAUACUUUAUCUAUUAAGGCUGGAGAUGAUGCGAUGUUGGUCUCGCCUACCGUUUUAGCGGUUGCUGAUGGGGUUUCUGGUUGGGAAAGUAAGGGAGAACAAAGGUCUUCUGGUAUUUGGUCAAGGUCCAUGGUUGAAACCUUGAGUAGGUUGAUGACUGAAUAUAAACUAACCCAUUCUCCUCAUCAUUUGAAUAAACGUGAUAUUGAUCAAAUUCUAGAUGAUUCAUAUCUCCAUACCUCGCACUUAAUGGAUCUUCAAAAAAUGAGAGGAUCUUCUACUUUAAUUUUGGGUAUGUUAAGCGGAGAAUACUUGAAAAUGAUAAGUAUUGGUGAUUCUAAGAUUUAUAUUCUUCGUGAUGGUGAAAUUAUUAAAACUAAUGAGGAACAAAUGGUUUCUGAAUUAUGUCCUCAACAAAUAGGAACUCAAACUUUGAAUUCUUUGCCAAGUGAAAUGGCUUGGGUGGACUCUAUCAAGUUGCAAGAAGAUGAUAUCAUCAUCCUAUGCUCUGAUGGUAUCUCCGAUAACUUGUAUGAAUCAGAAAUUGUCCAGUAUGUUGAUGAGUUCUUACUAAUGGAAAAGGGUAACUUGAGGAAAGUUGCUAAUAAGCUAUUAAUGAAGGCUAAAGAAGUGGCUUUCGAUGAUUAUGCUUAUACUCCUUAUAACGAAAAAGUUAAUAGCUUGCCUGAAGAAAAAUAUGGUAAAAAAUCAAUCUAUGGAGGUAAAUUAGAUGACUGUUCAAUCAUCAUCAGUAGGGUUGUUCCUAAUUCCAAAACAAAAUCAAAAUCAAAUCAAUAG
Molecule: messenger RNA, 1077 nt
Organism: Hyphopichia burtonii NRRL Y-1933
Lineage: Eukaryota; Fungi; Ascomycota; Pichiomycetes; Serinales; Debaryomycetaceae
Gene: PTC8
Product: Ptc8p
Exons: 2
Coding region: 1-1077 (358 amino acids)
Source: RefSeq, a predicted model, not a curated record